UCUCUCUCUCUCUCUCUCUCUCUCUCUCUCUCUCUCUCUGAAGCAAAUAAGCGAACGAGUAACAAUCUGUGGCCAAGUUCACGCGCCACCAAUUGUUCGACCAAAGUUCCAUGCGAAGCGCCGCCAACCGGUCGCCCGGAGCCAGACCCAUUUGGCGAUGGCGAGCAACCCACCUUCGUUCCACCACCACUGCCGCUCCCUCCUCCCUUCCCCAUCUUCUCCUCCGUCCCCCCACUGUUCCUUUCCCUCCCCCGCUGCCGGAGUCUCCAAAGCCCUCCCCCCGUCCCGCUCCAUCCCCAUCCUCCUCCCCAUCGUCUUUCUCUUCUUCCUUCUCCUUUUCUUCCUCUCGAUCUUCCUCUUCCGCGACAUCCUCCACUUCACCUAUGCGUUCUUCUACGGAGGGUCGCCCAGCGCCGUCCGCCGGCCCACCACCUCAAACGCCGCCGCCGCGGAUUCCUGCCUGCGCGGGCUGGACCCCGACAUCCUGGCGUCGUUCCCCACGCUGCCCUAUUCCUUGGUGAGGGGGCUGCAGGAGGGCAAGUGCGGAGCGGAGUGUGCCGUCUGCCUCGCCGAGUUCGCCGGUGGCGACGUAAUCCGCCUGCUCACCGUCUGCUGCCACGCCUUCCACCCGCCCUGCAUCGACUCCUGGCUCGCCGCCCACGCCACCUGCCCCCUCUGCCGCUGCGACCUGAAGGCACCGCCCGACGAGGCCGCCGUCAUGGCGGUGCGGGAGGCCGUCGACGGUGGAUGCGACAGCCAUUGCAUCUCGAUCGACGACGACGGGGAGGGGGCGGAGGGACGGUUGGAGAAAUCGGCACCGGAGAGGACCUCGAACCCGACGAAUGCAGGAGAGAGGAGGGAGGAUGCCGACGAGGGUGCAGCACGAUGAAGACGAACAGUGCGAGCGCCCGUGAAGGAGCGGACCUCAUAGGAAACACGUGGCUAUAAAUGCUCGUAUCUUUCCGACUUAGAUUUGAUCGGAGUUUUUGCCGAGAUUUAGUAGAGCUUACGAACAACACACGGGAAUUGAAAUCGAUGACAAUAUUAAGUUACUAGUGGCUCUGCCAUUAGCCAAGUAGAUUACAAUCUGCAUGUAGUUGGACACGUCCUGUGCUUUGUUACAAUCACUUGUCGAUAUCCUGCUGCAUGUCAACUCAUCGACCGUAAGUUUGGUGGAUUUCGUGCUAUACGAAUCAUUCCUACAAGAACAUUGUAUUGUGUCUCCCACAUGAUUCCUUCCUCGGCAUGUCAGCUGAAGCGGAUAGAGAAGGUCCACUUUCAUUAACUCUUGAGGUAAGGGAAUCCACGACAUCACAAACACCUAUGUUAGCUUUCUUUGUCGAAAUAAUUCAUGGGAAGCCAUUGGUAGGCCGAAAAGCUUCAAGGCGAACAUCAACCUGAACUGGAUCUGUAUUCAGGUGGGUAGUAUGUCAACCUCCUCAGAAUAAGACGCUCCACGGGCAGCCGCCUGGCUUUUGCCAACCUCUCAACCCUCCACCACCUACCUAACCCUUUGAUCAAGAAUGGAGUGCUACUCGAAUGGAGUUUGUCCUGACCAUGGAGAGGUCCCCAGGAAAGAACCAGAGGGGUUCUUUGAUCCCUGACAAAAAGUUAAAUUUCGCUUGUUCUGGUCUACAACCUUAUGUGCUCCCGUGCCCACUCGAUGCUUGCAGCAAACCAUGUUUUCAUCGAAUGUUAACUGAUUUCAUUACCAACCCAAUGAAAGAUUGUAGAGACAAUACAUCAAACACCAGAUGAAGCCAGAAGGCCGUGCGCGAGGUCGAAGUCGUAUGAAGCAGAAUAAGAGAAAGAAAGCAAAGAGAAGAAACAAAGAC
Musa acuminata subsp. malaccensis (wild Malaysian banana) is the source of this 1835-nucleotide messenger RNA. RefSeq names its product RING-H2 finger protein ATL29-like. The record is from RefSeq and is a predicted model, not a curated record. NCBI's taxonomy places the organism in Eukaryota, Viridiplantae, Streptophyta, Magnoliopsida, Zingiberales, Musaceae.